Molecule: messenger RNA, 8235 nt
Organism: Plasmodium inui San Antonio 1
Lineage: Eukaryota; Apicomplexa; Aconoidasida; Haemosporida; Plasmodiidae
Exons: 5
Coding region: 1-8235 (2744 amino acids)
Biological process (GO): phosphatidylinositol phosphate biosynthetic process
Cellular component (GO): endosome membrane
Molecular function (GO): 1-phosphatidylinositol-3-phosphate 5-kinase activity
Source: RefSeq, a predicted model, not a curated record
AUGGAAGAAAGCUUAUCGGAUAGGUACUUCAGUUUUCGGAGCAGCUCAAAGCAGCGAAAUACGUCGCAGAGGUUUUUCGAGUUGAUCCUGAACUACCCCCUGUUCAACGAAAUCCGAAAUAGAAACCUGUCUAAUCGCUUCAGCAGCCUCUGCGUAAACGAUGGGGAACAAUUUUACCCGAAACAGACGCAGGUAGAAGUUAAAAGGAGAAGGUCGAAGAAGAAGGACUCAAGCGUGCCCAUCAGCGAACCCAACGAACUGACCACGAAUUUGAUUAAAAAUGGAAUAAGGCAAGAAGAUUACAGCCUCAUAGUGAACAACAAGUUUUACUCGAAGAUAAUUAAAAGGAGCGAAAAGAUUUACAAAACAUACAACGAUGAUAUUAAGGAUGAAAGAAGGAAAAAAUAUAUAUUUGAAAAAGUUAAGGAAAAAUAUUUUAAAAAAAUAGAAAACAGCAGAAUGUAUAUCCCACCUGUUAUUCGUGUGAAUUAUUCUGCAAGGAAAAAAAAAAAAAAAAUUUUGGACGAAGAAUUUAAUCCUUUUUUUACCUUUUUCGAAAGGGAUAUUAACAAAAAUGUGUACCACGACAGUAUCAAUUUUUCCCUAAAGACGAACAUCCACCUUAAUCGGUACUUUUACAAAGUAAUAACCAAUCAACUGCGCUACUACCGGAUUAAGAAAGACUUACACGUUCAUGUCCGCAACAUAUUGAAUGAGAUUUCCAAGUAUUACCACAGUUAUGGAUACGACAUUUUGACAAACGUGAAGGUAAAGUACUUCCCCUAUAACAGCCCCUCAAACAGUUUCUACAUCAACGGGCUGGUGUUCAGCAAUUGUUCUAUAUACUUCGACGAUGUGGAGAUAAAGAACCCGAAAAUAUUACUCCUGGACGCGGAAAAGAGAAACAACUAUGAAGUACUGGAACAAUGUUAUAAUAACAAGUACAAUUACACAUAUUUCAUUUUGAAAAAAUUGAGCAAUCGGAAUUUGAACAUUAUUUUAAUUCACGGGGAAAUAGACGUCUACACGAAGAAGUUGCUAAUGAGUAAGAAGAUAUAUUUUUUUACCAGCAUUAAGAAGAAAAAUUUAUGCCGCCUAUCCAACAUGCUGCGCACGAAGGUUUUAAGUUAUGACGACUUUGUAAACUUUGACAAUAACAGUUAUGUAGUCAAGGCAAAUUAUUUCAAAAUUGAGAGGUAUAGAAAAAACGUGAAGAAUAUUUUUCUCUGUUGUAGCGGCAAUUUUUUGACCAUCUGCAUAUUUGGGAGGAAGGAAAUCCGGGAUGGGAAUGAACCGCAGGUGGGAUAUACGCCCGCAAAUAGCAAAUUCACAGUUAUUGGAGUCACCUUUUCCAACUUGGACAAUCCAACUGAGAGAUCCGCACCGAAGAACAGAAUAAAAUCUCGCGGAGAAGACCUCUUCUACACGCUGCUUAACAAAGAAACGAAGAAACAAAAUAUACUGGAGAAUUUCCUCCAAGUGUAUUACAAAAACAAGAGUGAUGAUUAUAUAGUUGAUUAUUUUUUCCAACAUAAAGAAAAAAAAAUAGGUCUAGUGGAGACGGAAAGUCGUGGAAACAAGAAAAAGGCACUAAUCGAUCAUAUAAAAAAUGUAAUUAUAAUUAAGAAGGUUAAAAAGUUGCUAAAGUUCUGUCUGUUCUUGACUUUCCACGUAUAUAAACAACUGUAUUUGAAUAACUACAUGGGAAGAAUGCUGCAGAGCGUGCCAGCUGGAAGUAUACACACAAAUGCGAUUUGCGACAAUUUUUACAAGAAGCUGAGUCAGUCCAUCCUAUCCUCUUCCAUUUUUUUUUUCUACAAUGAUACAAAGAGAAAGAUAAAAAAGACGCCAAUAAAUUUCAUGUCGAAUUUGUUCCACUUAGUAAAUGUUAAUAACCCACUGACGAGAGAACGGAUGAAAAUUUUGCACAUGUUGAUAAAGACAAAUAAAAUUAUUAAGGACCAAAUAUGCAACAAUUUUGAACAUUGCUUCUUGAACGCUGGAAAAAACAAAAUAAUAGACGUAGUGAACUAUUUUUUUUUUAACAAUUUUAUGAAGAACUGGGAGAUCAAUUAUAACUAUAUGUAUUAUUAUUUAAAAAUUAUUAACAGCUCCUAUUUGUACUGCAAUUGGAAGAAUUUAAUCCCAAAUGAGGAAAAUUUUUUGAACGACUCAAAUUUAUUGCCUCAUCCUGUAUUUUUUAACGACGAAAUUGUGAUGGAGAGAAAGGUGAAUGAAAAGGCCGAGGAGGUUAUUGCCCAGAAUAUCCUUUUCUAUUGCUACCACUUGGAAGCAGCUAAAAAUAUAGAAAUGAUAACUUAUUUUAUCUGCCCCAAUUAUAUGUUCAUUAAUAAUUUGUAUAAUUGUGUGAACAUGUACCUCUUUGACAGCCAGAACCACAGCGUGAAGAAGCUCUUCUACAACUUUUUCUUUAACCACAAGUAUAUAUGCGACGUGUCGCUGCGGCAGUUCGUUUGCGUCAUCCACGAUCUGGCCUACACUUUGAAUUGCCCCUUCGACGCGUGCGGGAAGCAACUCGGCCACCACCAAAUAUGCAUCCAAAUAUUCCUGAAGAGAGUCCUGAUCCUAUUUAAAAAAGAAAGCAGCGAUCGAGAAGAGGACGAAGUAAGCAUGAACAUCAUCUGCAACAAGUGUGACAUGCUCCAGGAGAGAGUACUCAAAACGAACUUUUCCCUGAGCGAAUUUCUUCUAAGCAUUGUACACUCGGACAGUUACGUGAACGUUCAAUGCAACCACAAUGGGAAAAACAACACCUAUGAGUUGAGUUACAAAGAUUUGAAAGUUUAUUUCCUCCUGCAUGAUAACGAUAUUUACAAAAGUAUCAAGAUGCACAGAACGGGAGAGGAAAAGGAUGGCGAAAGGGCUAGCAAAAGGGCUGCGAUAAAGGCUGGAAAAGGUGUGCAUUCGCCAAGUAGAAGCAGCGAAGGUAGAAGUCCAGGCUGCUGUUCACACGGGAGAGGGCACAACAACUGUGAGGGAAUCUCCAACACAGAACGGAGAGUCAAAAGAUACAUCAAGAAGAACAUGAAAAACGUCAUUCGCAGUAGCGUCUUUUAUUACUACCCCUGCAAAUGCGUAGCGAGAAAGAAUAAAUGUAGAUUUGAAACAGGAAAAAAAAAGACAAAACGUCAAGUGUACACAAGUUUUAACCUCUACAAUGUCAUUGAAAAUUUUCCCUUUUUUACGAGCUCGAUGCUUCCCAUGUACUGCUCACUAAAGUAUUUAAUCUACAACUGCGCAAUUCAGUACUAUAGAUCUAAAAAUAGGCACCUUUAUGGGAAGCCGUGCUCAAAGAAGAAGAAGAAGAAGGAGAAGUUUAAAAACCCCGCUUCUCCCCUCUACUUUACAAAUAGGUGUAAAAAAUGUAAGCACAUAAAAAUUGCCAACUUUUGCGCGCUAGGAUUUUUCAAUGUCCUAUUCAUAAUUAAGAGGAUUUUCUUUAACUUUUACAUCGCUGUGAAUUUUCUCAUCGGUCUGAUCACUAAAAAUAUGCUUAUUAAGGUGAACGAAAUUGUGUACUGCGUGAAUAACACGGAAUACUUCAUAGAGGACAAUUUUUUGAUUAUAAAGGGGGAGAUGGAAAGCAGGAGGGAGGACGAGCAGGGGGGGGUGCAAUGGGGGGAAAAGUCAGAAAAGCGGCAGGGUGAGCCAUUAGAUGAGCACAAAAUUGAGGAACCAAGCUCCAACCGCGAUGGAGAUAACGAAGUGCUUAUCAAGCAAAAAUACGACCUCUUCAAUAGUGUGAUGACCCAGCUGAUGUGCGGGGGUGAUAUGGAGAGUACACAAGAAGGCGGCGCAGAUGGUCUUGCACACACCAUGCAUUCAUCGCCUGAUCCAAAAGGGGAUGUCACAUACAUGACGAAGAAGGACGAAACGCUCAACAGGAAAGAAGUACACUCGAGGGAUGCAAACAGGAUCGUUAACUGCGAUUCGAAACAGACUAGCAAAAACCACGCGUAUAUCUUAAAAGAUAUCAACAGAAUAAAGGAAGAUUUAAUAAAACAGUUCCUGAUAUUUAGAAAGUUUAAAAACAAAAUGGACCAAAAGAAAGAAGAGCUAACUAGAGUGUUCAGGCGUUUUUACACCUACGCCAUUGUGCAUCUGAUGGAGAAGGAGUUCUCGCUGGGCAUUGAAAUGUUUUUCUCCUUGUACAUUAGGAGAUUAGAAAAAAUUAACUUAAGAAUAGAAGGCGAUAUCGAAAGGAUGACGAAGUUGGCCAAUAAUAGGAAGCUGCAGUAUUUGAGUUACGUUGCACGAGGCGCCUGGGGUGGUGUGCGUGUGCGGCGACAAGUGAAGAAGAGUCCUAAGGAGACAAUAGAGGAUACGAAGCUAGACGCGGAAAACAGCGAACAAACUUGCUCGAUGAAGCCCAUGUCUUCGCCACCCACAACCUAUCGUAGUGCCAAGCGGAGUCCCCAACGCGGACUGGGUAGAGUGCAGCUCAUGAGAAGGUGGAGGAGAUCCAAAAAGAAGUAUGCCCUGCUAAACGACAUGAACAACAGGAAAAGAAGAAAGAAGGGCGAAGCGUCCAAUUUGGAAAAUCCACAAAAUCGGAAUGAAGACAAGUCGGAGCUAAGCAACUACUUCUACUUCGUGCGGGAAUAUGACGUACAAAAAUUAUACACCCUUGAGUCCUACUAUAUUUAUAACAUCGAGAAUUAUAGGAAGAGAGAAUAUUUGGAUGACAUGAACAAGGAAGAAUACGAACAUUCGAACAAGAAGCUAUUCUAUUUGCACAUAUCGAAAAUAGUGCACUCCGUAAGGAGUGAUAAAAGCAGCGGAAAGAAAACGGGGGGUACAGAAAAGGAACAGAAAACAAGUGCGGUCUUUUUGUUAAAUCCGAGUGACACGUCGAACUCUAUCUUCCACGCGCUCAUAUCGGAUGAGUACAAGUUGAAAUUGGCCGAAAUUUACGACAAGGAGAGGGAAGCGCUCCGGGCGGACAAGAAACAACACACGCUGGAAGAACAAAUUGACGAAGCGAAGAAUGAAAUAGCUCUGGUGCGGAAGGAGUUCAAACCAAAUGGGAGCAAAGAAAGGGUCAUACAGAAGAGACCGUUUUGUGGAAAGAAAAAAUCGCAAAGGGGAAAACAUUCAGCCGUUACACAGCAUGAGGAGAUAAAAAAAUAUUUAAAGAAAAACAUAAGAAGGAUGGCGAACCGGAAUCUAACAAAUGGCAUGAUAAACCAAUUUUUGAAUUGCAAAAAUGAUGAAGUUGUUGUUAUUCCGAUAAAUGAAAACAUUUCCGUGUACAUAUAUUUCCCGCUACAAUUUUAUUACUUGAGGAAAUUUCUGUGCAAAAGAGAAACAACAUUUUUAAGAUCACUCAUAAAGAGUAACUGCAUCAACUUUGAUCAUAAAAAAAGACAUUUCGUAAAAACGUACGACGAUAAGUACAUCAUCAAAGAGAUAAAUAAAUAUGAAUUUAAAUCUUUCAUUACGAGAUAUAAAGAAUUUUUUCAACAUUUUUCGGACAUAUUUUUUCAAGGAAAAAAAUCGCUCUUAUGCUUCAUGUUCGGACUGUACCAAAUAGAAAUUAAAAAGAGGAGCAGAAAAACUGUUAAAGCGUAUAUCAUUUUGGAGAAUGUAAAAAUCGAAAAUAGGAACUCGAAAAUUUUAAUUUUUGAUAUUAAAGGGGCAAGGAAAAAAAAAAAUUUACAAAAACUGAUGAAGCAGAAUAAGAAGAGCUCCUCCUUUUUCGAACGAGAUGAUGCGUUCUCGUACAACUCCUUCAAAACGACGGAGGAAAGAGACAUGCUAGACGAUAAUUCCUCCGGAAUAUCGGAAAAUCUGGGCCAUUUUACCAGAUACAUUCGCAGGGAAAAGAAGAUUAACUUUAAGGGCGCAGCGGUGUCUCCCUCGAGGGGGGUGGAGAGGACAAACGGCCGGAUGAUUAAACUGGAAAAUGGGCGAACGAACAAACGGACGAAUACGUUUUAUAACAAAACGAGGUACUUGGACUUCCUCUCCGCGGAAAAGGCCCACACAUCGAAGGGGGCGCGAAAAGGAGAAAACAAUUCCAAACAGGAUGGUGCAGACGAAAUGGAAGGUCUUCAAAAUGGUAUGGAAGUUUCUGUACCCAACGCAGAAGGGGAAAGAAUGCACAAUCUCAUAACCCGGGGCGGCAAAGAGGGAGCAGGGAAUAAGAAACGUAGAACGCCGAACGGAUUAAGCAGCCAAAAUAACGAAGAAAGGGUGAGGAAGGUGUCUACAAAAGUUAGGCAAAAAAUGCUAUGUGGAUUGUUGCGGCAACGUCUGGUUGAACGGGGUAGGAAACUCCAUAUGAAGAGUAGAUUGAAUAAAAAUUCCUCACAAAUCCGUGUGGAGAAAACACGUGAUCACAAGAAUUGGCGCAUCUUCACAAAUGACAUCGUACAUCAUACCAGGAUGUUCCUAUCUUUGAAUAGCAAAAUGACGAAGCUACGGAAGAGGAAAAAUAGACGUAGGGGGAAAGGCACCAAAAGGAUCCGAACCAAAUAUUUCUGCAGCACGAAGGCGUCACUGCAUUUUUUGGCCAGAAAAAAGAACUGCAUUUUGAAUAGAGCUAAUUUGAGCAAGCACAAAUUAAGGGGAGAAGUUGUAUGCGCCCCCCAAGGUAGUACCCCCUCACGGGAAGGAACUUACAGCUUCUUAGACAAAGAAGUGUCAGAUAGUAAAAACAUGGAGAGCCUAAAUUCGAUGGAAAAAUAUAACAACUUCGCAAUAGAGAAUUACAAUUGCUUGAAAAAUUAUACUGUCCUAUUUGAUGACAAUUUUAAAGACUUCAUCAAAUGGAAGGUGAUAAAUUUGGAGUACUGUGAUUACAAAGAUCUCAUGGAUUCAUUAAGAGAAGAUACUGACUUCCUAUCAGGGCAGGAUAUCAUGGAUUACUCCCUUCUUAUACACAUAGACGUGGCAAAUUUUGUAAUAAUUUUUAAAAUUAUUGAUUAUUUAAGACCAUACACGUGGGACAAAUCGGUGGAAAAUUUCAGCAAAAGUGUGCUAUAUUUGACCAAGGGAUAUAGACCAACUAUUAUACACUCCGAAUAUUAUAAAAAGAGAUUCCUGAGUAACAUUAAAAAGUAUAUUUUUUAUUAUCUUCCAAUCUAUGCUCUUAAAAGAAAAAUUGUCUUUAAAAUUGCAGAGAGGAAGGGCUCCUUUUCUGUAUUCACCCUAAGUAGAAGACACCCCUUCAAAGUGUAUUUUUUUCACCAACUUUUUAAUUUAAUAAUAAGGUACUAUAAUAAUUACUAUAUUUAUAUGAAAUAUUUUAAUGUCCAUCAGGCGUUUUUGCGUAAGUACUCAUUUGUAAAUAUUUUCUCGAGCCAAAAUCUGCUUACUUUUUUAAGCUACUAUCAGAAGGAAUGUUACUUACAGAGUUUGAAGGAAAAGAAAAGAGAUGAUGCCCAACUGUGUGAACAUUUUUACGUGCAAAGUGUACUAUAUGAAGAUGAUUUUUCAACACCGGACAGUUUUUCAAACCCUCUGAAGAGCGAAAUUGUACUACGUAAUGGAAAUUUAAAUAGAGAAAUAAUGUCGCGCUAUUUUGAUACCAACAAAGUGAAUAGCAAUUCGUCUUAUCUGUACAGAGAAGCGUCGACUACCAAAAUGCGAGAGGAUGACGCUCAUGUGUAUAGCCUCGUUUUUCCGUACUGUACAUUGGAUGAUCGUGGCCACCCCCAGAAUGGCUGUGCUGCCACAUGGAGGGACGUUGAAGGCCACCAGACGGGUGAUACGAAGUGCGACACACGAUGUGACGAUCAUGGCGGGGGCAUUCCUUUGGUCCGCGAAGAGAACAAUCCAUUGCGAACGAACAAUCAUGCGAAAGCGAACGGGGAGCAAACCAACGGGCAGACGGAUCACCCCAGCGACGGCAUGGCAAACAUGCCCAACUUUUUCAGCCAUAGUGACUCCUUUGACGAACGGGAGUACGAAAAAUUGAAAAAACAAUUUUAUAAAAAAAUUUCCAACUUUCAAAUAAAAAUUUUGAAGAAGUUGCAAAAAAACAAUUUUAAAAUAGAAGGCAUUUCUCAGCUCGUCCAGAACAACGUGUACAUUCACAUGACUGACACGAAGAUGCAUUACACAAACAUGAAUUAUCUGGACGUUUUUAACAUUUAUAACAUAUGUGAGAAAGGUUUUCGUUUGGGGAGCAAGAGGUCCAAAUGCCGCAAAAAGGAACAUACCCUUUUGUACGUUCCGUCCUACUUCCUCUUCGCGCUGAACAAGAACUGA